AUGUAUUCUGGUAUUGGAUUUAAAGAAGAGGAAGAAUUUAAUUAUUUCGAAUCACAUUAUAGUGUAACAAAACAAAUGGUUGAAAAAUUAACAAAACAUUAUGAAAGUAAUACAUUAACAUUAAGAUUAAGAAUGCCAAUAUCAGAGAAUUUAAAUGAACCAAGAAAUUUCAUUACAAAGAUAAUAAAUUAUGAAAGAGUUGUAAAUAUUCCAAAUAGUUGUACAGUUUUACCAGACCUAUUACCAAUAGCAAUUGAUAUGUCAAUUAAACAAAUUAAAGGUGUUUAUAAUUUCGUUAAUCCUGGUGUAAUUUCACAUAAUGAAAUAUUAGAUCUUUAUACAUUAUUAAUUAAUCCAAAUUUUAAGUAUCAAAAUUUCACUGAAAUUGAACAAUCAAAAAUUUUAAAAUGUGGUAGAUCAAAUAAUCAUUUAGAUACAACAAAACUUGAAUCAUUAUAUCCAACAAUACCAAAUAUUAAAAAAUCAAUUGAAAAUAUUUUUUUAAAUUCAAAAAAAUAA
Dictyostelium discoideum AX4 is the source of this 519-nucleotide messenger RNA. RefSeq lists its product as hypothetical. Bases 1 to 519 code for a protein of 172 amino acids. The transcript has a single exon. The record is from RefSeq and is a predicted model, not a curated record. Lineage: Eukaryota; Evosea; Eumycetozoa; Dictyosteliales; Dictyosteliaceae.